Symbiodinium pilosum is the source of this 216-nucleotide messenger RNA. The record is from the annotation of a GenBank genome assembly. NCBI's taxonomy places the organism in Eukaryota, Dinophyceae, Suessiales, Symbiodiniaceae.
GACUAUGCGCCCUCUUGCAUCGCAGCGUGCCCCGACAUCUGUCCUUAUCUGGACAAGCUCAUCAUGCAAGCCCUCAGGGGUAUGGACCCACUGCCCUACAUUUGCGACAACAGCGUGGCGUUCCUUUGCAUGGAGACCACGGAGUGUGACCACCUGCUUGACAUGGCAGAGAGCUACAACCUCUUCCGUGUGCCACGCAACGAGCAGGAACUCCAG